AUGUCCAACAACAAUGACAGCUGCAACCUCCCCCUGAACACCGACACACUUGGUCUCACCUACAUCUACAGCAUGGCCUUCUCACUGGGUCUCCCUUGCAACUUGCUGUCCCUCUGGGGACUGUACCAACUGGGCCGCUCCGGUGGGGGUGGCUGCCAGCUGGUCUACAUCCUCAACCUGCUGCUUUCUGACCUCCUCCAGCUGCUCACCCUCCCCCUCUGGAUCCUCUACCUCCAGGGGGCGCACCGAUGGCCCUACGGCCGCCCCUCCUGCGAGUUCGUGGGCUACGUCUUCUACGUCAAUGUCUACGCUAGCGUGGUGUUCCUCUGUUUGAUAGCGUUGGACCGUUGCCUGGCGAUAGUACACCCAUUGAGUAGUCGUGGCGUGCGGACGGUGCGGGUGGCGGCAGUGUCUGGAGUGGCGGUCUGGACGCUGACCUUCCUGUUCUGUUUAGGCGGGUUGCUUCCAUCGGUGUUCGACGCGGAGAGGCUGCUGUGUCUGGAGCAGUACCCCGUCAGCCUCAGAUAUGCCCACUUUAAGAUCGCUACAGUCAUCAUGGGGUUCCUGCUGCCCUGUGGUAUACUGGGUUACACCUCCGUCCGCAUCGGGGUGACCCUCCAACAGUCGCCCUCCGUCUCCGACCAGGACCGUCACAAAAUCACUGGCAUCCUUGUCGUCAUCACAGUCAUCUUCAUCGUCGUCUUCGGACCCUACCAUCUGGUCGGGGGGUACCGUUUCGUCUCCCUCCUCCUCAUAGACGACCCCUGCGAGUUGGAACAGUCCAUUUUCCUGUGCUACCGGCUGUGCUACGGUCUGACCAGCCUCAACACCCUGCUGGACCCUCUGUUCUACAUCUUCCUGUGUCACGACGCCCGUCUGGAGCUCCAAAGGUCCCUAAUGCCCUGUCUGGGACGGGGGCACACAGCCCCCAAACAGGUCAGACUUAGUCUCAGAGGGCAUCCUGAUCCGAGUGACAGUGUGUAA
Messenger RNA from Coregonus clupeaformis (lake whitefish), 984 nucleotides. Its product is annotated as G-protein coupled receptor 4. The coding region runs from base 1 to 984 and encodes 327 amino acids. Gene Ontology annotation, cellular component: membrane. The record is from RefSeq and is a predicted model, not a curated record. Gene Ontology annotation, biological process: G protein-coupled receptor signaling pathway. NCBI's taxonomy places the organism in Eukaryota, Metazoa, Chordata, Actinopteri, Salmoniformes, Salmonidae. The transcript is spliced from 2 exons. Gene Ontology annotation, molecular function: G protein-coupled receptor activity.